Messenger RNA from Xyrichtys novacula (pearly razorfish), 1485 nucleotides. NCBI's taxonomy places the organism in Eukaryota, Metazoa, Chordata, Actinopteri, Labriformes, Labridae. The record is from the annotation of a GenBank genome assembly.
AUGAAGUCUCUGUACAUGUCUACUCUCUGUGUCUCAGCUGAUAAGAGUCCGUCCUGCAGUCAGAUAUUUCCAAUCCUGAAAAAACUUGAGACCCACUUCAAACCCCGAGGUGAGGACUCUCCCUUCACGACCACACUGAAGGAGACGGUCUGGGAUGAGCUGUCGACGUCUUACAAGGUAUGUCCGACACUCUCCACCGGUGGAAAAGCUUAAUCUCAUCUUCAACCCUUAACACCUCAGAAAACAAAAAUCAUAUAAUUAUUAUUUUAAAGGUCAGAAAAAAACACAAUGAAGGACAAACCUUUAAAAAUUAACAAAAGUGUGCAAUCAAGAAGCUGUUAUUGACUUCAACCUGCAGGGAAAAUCUGGCCAAGACAUCAGAAAAAAAAUAUAUAUAAAACUCGAAUGAGUAAAUUACAAUCCUCUGAAAAAAUAGAAAGGGGUUUAAAGUAAACAACUUGAUCCCUGACACCUCAGAUCAUUUUGGAGACUUGGUCAGAACAACAGAAUCCCAUAUUUGAAGAUAAAUACGUACCUCUGAUCAGAUCUUGCAGAACAAAACAUGCAAGUGUUGACUUUCCUCUUUUUGUUUUUAUCAGAAAUAAUCUGAACUUAUCUGUGGUUUUUGGGUCUGUCUACUUGAUUUCAGGAUGGUGAUACCUGGAAGUUCCUUCAAGAGUCGAGCGCCAUGGAUCCAAGGUUCAAGAACAGCAUCGACUCAGAGGAGAUCUGGAACAGAGUGAAAAAUGCUGCGAUUAGAGCUUCAACCUCAAGAGAGGUACUGUCUUCUCCUCAGUCAUUUUAUACCUGAUUAUAAUCAACAUUUUCAUGAUCUUUCAGACUCAAGUCUCUCUCUGUUGCUGUCAGCUGUCUCACGGGUCAAAGACACGAGUUUCUGUUCCUGUAAACUUAAAGAUGAUGGAAAAACUCCCUGGUCUGUUUUAACGCCUCAUGACUGAAUGUUAAUCUUGUGUUUUUCAGAUGUCAGAUCCGGAGGAGCACAGACUCUUACAGGAGGAUAGUGAUGAGGUAAUUUCACCUUUUAUUCACUCAGAACUCAAACGUUCGUCGAAUUCAAACUCUGAUUUUUGAUUCAUCUUGAAUUUUCAGACUGUGUUUCCUAAAAGGCCGAGGUUAACGGCAUUAGAGGAACUUUUUGAGGAGGAGGACAGAGCCCUGCAGAGCACUGAAGCAGCUGACAAAACCCUCUCGAUGUCUGAGAGAGUUCAGGGGGAGAUCGAUCUGUACAGAAAGCUGUUCCCACAUCACAGGACGCUCUGGCCUGGUGGUGGGAGAGACGAACCACCCUUCCUCUCCUGUCCCAAGUCUCGAACUCAUACCUUUGUGUUCAAGCAUCGUCUACUCCACUUGAGAGAGUCUUUUCAGCUGCAGGAGACACAAUCAGCCGAGAGACGUUACACGUUCUUCCAGAAAAGGUUGAUAUGCAGAUUUUUCUACAGAGGAACAGUUCGUAAACAAAGAUAA